Talpa occidentalis (Iberian mole) is the source of this 4412-nucleotide messenger RNA. RefSeq names its product ADAM metallopeptidase with thrombospondin type 1 motif 10 (gene ADAMTS10). The transcript is spliced from 26 exons. NCBI's taxonomy places the organism in Eukaryota, Metazoa, Chordata, Mammalia, Eulipotyphla, Talpidae. Gene Ontology annotation, cellular component: extracellular matrix. The record is from RefSeq and is a predicted model, not a curated record. Bases 303 to 3719 code for a protein of 1138 amino acids. Gene Ontology annotation, molecular function: metalloendopeptidase activity. Gene Ontology annotation, biological process: proteolysis; extracellular matrix organization.
UUCCUGCGCGGCCAGACGGCGGGGACCGCAGAGGAGGCCGCGGGCGGCCGCAGGCCAGUCCUAACUGCCAGAGGGUGUGAGGUCCUUGGAGGAGGGACCCAGCCUCAGAGAAGAGUGGCUCCCGAGAAGAGGCAGCCGAGACCCCGAGGCCCCGGCAGGCAGGAAGGAUCCGCACGGGGUGGCACUGACUGAAGCCCCCAAAAGGAGCCUGGUGAUGCUGCCCGGGCUGUGAACAGGGGAGGCGGCGCUGCGGGGGCUGCCAGCAGCCGGAGCUGGGAGAGACAUGUGGACACGUGGCCUCUAUGGCUCCCGCCUGCCAGAUCCUCCGCUGGGCCCUCACCCUGGGGCUGGGCCUCGCGUUCGAGGCCACACAUGCCUUCCGGUCUCAAGAGGAGUUCCUGGCCAGUCUGGAGAGCUAUGAGGUCGCCUUCCCUACCCGAGUGGACCACAACGGGGCACUGCUGGCCUUUGCGCCCCCCACCACCCGGAGGCAGCGGCGGGGCACAGGAUCCACCGCAGAGGCCCGCCUGUUCUAUAAGGUGGCGGCACCCAGCACCCACUUCCUGCUGAACCUCACCCGCAGCCCCCGCCUCCUGGCAGGGCACGUCUCUGUGGAGUACUGGACUCGGGAGGGCCUGGCCUGGCAGAGGGCCGCCCGGCCCCACUGCCUCUACGCCGGCCACCUACAGGGCCAGGCCAGCAGCUCCCGUGUGGCCAUCAGCACCUGUGGGGGCCUGCAUGGCCUGAUUGUGGCAGAUGAAGAAGAAUACUUGAUCGAGCCCCUGCAAGGUGGGCCCAAGGGAGCUCGGGGUCCAGAGGAGAGUGGCCCCCACGUGGUGUACAAGCGUUCCUCCCUGCGCCACCCCCACCUGGACACAGCCUGUGGAGUGAGAGACGAGAAACCCUGGAAAGGGCGGCCGUGGUGGCUGCGCACCCUGAAGCCGCCCCCUGCCAGGCCCCUGGCCAACGAGACAGAGCGCAGCCAGCCGGGCCUGAAGCGCUCGGUCAGCCGGGAGCGCUAUGUGGAGACCCUGGUGGUGGCCGACAAGAUGAUGGUGUCCUACCACGGGCGGCGCGACGUGGAGCAGUACGUGCUGGCCAUCAUGAACAUUGUUGCCAAACUGUUCCAGGACUCAAGUCUGGGAAACAUCGUCAACAUCCUCGUGACGCGCCUCAUCCUGCUCACAGAGGACCAGCCCACCCUGGAGAUCACCCAUCACGCCGGGAAGUCCCUGGACAGCUUCUGCAAGUGGCAGAAGUCCAUCGUGAACCGCAGCGGCCACGGCAACGCCAUCCCGGAGAACGGCGUGGCCGACCACGACACCGCGGUGCUCAUCACACGCUACGACAUCUGCAUCUACAAGAACAAGCCCUGUGGCACUCUAGGCCUGGCCCCCGUGGGUGGGAUGUGCGAGCGGGAGAGGAGCUGCAGCAUCAAUGAGGACAUCGGCCUGGCCACCGCAUUCACCAUCGCCCACGAGAUCGGACACACGUUCGGCAUGAACCACGAUGGCGUGGGGAACAGCUGCGGCGCCCGUGGCCAGGACCCCGCGAAGCUCAUGGCCGCCCACAUCACCAUGAAGACCAACCCGUUCGUGUGGUCGUCCUGCAGCCGCGACUACAUCACCAGCUUCCUGGACUCGGGCCUGGGGCUCUGCCUGAACAACCGGCCCCCCAGACAGGACUUCGUGUACCCGACAGUGGCGCCUGGCCAGGCCUACGACGCGGAUGAGCAGUGCCGCUUCCAGCAUGGAGUCAAAUCGCGUCAGUGUAAAUACGGGGAGGUCUGCAGCGAGCUGUGGUGUCUGAGCAAGAGCAACCGGUGCAUCACCAACAGCAUCCCGGCCGCCGAGGGCACCCUGUGCCAGACGCACACCAUCGACAAGGGGUGGUGCUACAAGCGGGUGUGCGUCCCCUUUGGGUCGCGGCCGGAGGGCGUGGACGGGGCGUGGGGCCCCUGGACCCCGUGGGGCGACUGCAGCCGGACCUGCGGCGGCGGCGUCUCCUCCUCCAGCCGCCACUGUGACAGCCCCAGGCCAACCAUCGGCGGCAAAUACUGCCUGGGCGAGAGGCGGCGGCACCGCUCCUGCAGCACCGAGGACUGUCCCCCCGGCUCCCAGGACUUCCGGGAAAUGCAGUGUUCUGAAUUUGACAGCGUCCCCUUCCGUGGAAAGUUCUACACGUGGAAGACGUACCGAGGCGGGGGCGUGAAGGCCUGCUCGCUCACGUGCCUAGCGGAAGGCUUCAACUUCUACACGGAGAGGGCCGCGGCCGUGGUGGAUGGGACGCCCUGCCGCCCGGACACGGUGGACAUCUGCGUCAGCGGCGAGUGCAAGCACGUGGGCUGCGACCGUGUCCUGGGCUCCGACCUGCGUGAGGACAAGUGUCGGGUGUGCGGGGGCGACGGCAGCGCCUGCGAGACCAUCGAGGGGGUCUUCGGCCCAGACCUGCCCGGGGCCGGCUACGAGGAGGUCGUCUGGAUCCCCAAGGGCUCCGUCCACAUCUUCCUGCAGGACCUGAACCUCUCCCUCAGCCACCUGGCCCUCAAGGGGGACCAGGAAUCUCUGCUGCUGGAGGGGCUGCCUGGGACACCCCAGCCCCACCGCCUGCCCCUGGCUGGGACCACCUUUCAGCUGCGACAAGGACCAGACCAGACCCAGAGCCUAGAAGCCCUGGGCCCCAUUAAUGCGUCUCUGGUUGUCAUGGUAACGGGGGGCUGGGGGCAAGGUAUCGGAGGACACGAGGGUCCCAUGGGGCUCGGGCUCGACUGGAGAUGCCGGCCGACCUUCCAUCUGAUGCCCCCCGCCCAGGUGCUAGCCCACACAGAGCUGCCUGCCCUCCGCUACCGCUUCAACGCGCCCGUCGCCCGGGAUGCGCUGCCUCCCUACUCCUGGCACUACGCACUCUGGACCAAGUGCUCGGCCCAGUGUGCGGGUGGCAGCCAGGUGCAGGCCGUCGAGUGCCGAAACCAGCUGGACAGCUCGGCCGUGGCCCCCCACCACUGCAGCGCCCACAGCAAGCUGCCCAAGAGGCAGCGUGCCUGCAACACGGAGCCCUGCCCACCCGACUGGGUUGUAGGGAACUGGUCGCGCUGCAGCCGGAGCUGUGACGCCGGCGUGCGCAGCCGCUCAGUGGUGUGCCAGCGCCGCGUGUCGGCGGCGGAGGAGAAGGCCCUGGAUGACAGCGCAUGCCCGCAGCCGCGCCCACCCGUUCUGGAGGCCUGCCACGGGCCCACCUGCCCUCCAGAGUGGGCCACCCUUGACUGGUCGGAGUGCACCCCCAGCUGCGGGCCGGGCCUCCGCCACCGUGUCGUCCUCUGCAAGAGUGCGGACCACCGCGCCACGCUGCCGCACGCACACUGUCCCCCGGCGGCCAAACCGCCGGCCACCAUGCGCUGCAACCUGCGCCGCUGCCCCCCAGCCCGCUGGGUGGCUGGCGAGUGGGGUGAGUGCUCCACCCAGUGCGGUGUGGGGCAGCAACAGCGCACCGUGCGCUGCACCAGCCACACCGGCCAGCCGUCCCGGGAGUGCACUGAGACGCCGCAGCCGCCCACCACGCAGCAGUGCGAGGCCAAGUGUGACAGCCCGCCCGCCGGGGACGGCCCCGAAGAAUGCAAGGAUGUGAACAAGGUCGCCUACUGUCCCCUGGUGCUCAAGUUCCAGUUCUGCAGCCGAGCCUACUUCCGCCAGAUGUGCUGCAAGACCUGCCAGGGCCGCUAGGGGGCGCGGCACCUGGCCCCGCAGUGGGGCGCCGGCUGGGGAGGCUGGGGAAGGGGCCGCCCUCCUGAAGGAGCCCCGGGUGACGGGGCCUGAACGUGAAGGGUGAGACGGAGCUGGAAGUUAUUUAUUGGGAACCCCUGGCUGAGGGGUAGAGAGGGGCUGGCGACGCCCAGGGCACCUGCUCGGCCCCUGUGCCAGUUCAGAGGGAAGCCCCUUCCCGGAGGGCUCGGAAGAGGGAACAGCUGGUCACCUGUCGCCCUUGCACCCACGCUCGGGAGCCUCCAGCACGCCCACCCCCUUUGAUUGGAAUAUGUACUGUGACAAGUGGGGGUGGGGAGGGGGUCUGCCGGUGCUGUCACCCCAGCACUGCCCUGUCUCUCUCCUCUGAGCUGGGGGUGCGGGGCCUGCGGCUGCCUUGGAAAAAGAGGCCUGCACACCUCGCUGAGGCGCCCCGCCCGCCCGGAGUGCUGCAGGAGCGGGGCAGAGAUGGGAAGAACUACCCCGGCCUCCACCCUGCCGGCCCCAGGGACCCCCCCGUCCAGGCUGCCCCCACCAUGGUGCUACAGGCGCUGCCUGGGCCCCCGCUCGCCAGGAAGCCCUGCAUCAAUAAAGUCAUCUUGUGUAGAUCCCGCGUGCGGCUGUCGCUGCGGCCGGGGCCGCUCAGCAGAGGCCUCAGACGGGAAGUGGCCACGG